GACCAGCUCGAAAGCGUGCAUUUUUUGAGGAGGAUCCGGCGCGAGUUUGACCUGGAGCGAGGCAGCGACAUGGACGAGGCGGUUCGGCAGGUGGAGGGGCAGUUCGCGCAGGGGAGCGUCGCAGGGGAUGGCGAUCGUGGUAGCAAUGGCGAUUCCGAUGGGGGAGAGGUGGAGGGACGCCCCUUUGAGAAGCACGUGGAGGAGGAAAUCAAGAGGCGCGGCACGGACGAGGAGACGGUGAACAAACUGAUACGCAGCAAAUUCAUCGAUAUGUUUAAAGUAGACGAUGCGGUUAAGAAGACAAACAAACAGAUAAAAAAAAGCCAAAGCGUGAGUGCACUACUGGAGCUGUUCCAUCAAAAAAGACCAAAAAACAUAAUAAAUAUUAUGUACAUGUUCAUGUAUAUUUGUAGAUUUAAAAAUGCAAACAUGAUGGAAUAUAUAUAUGACAGAAGAUUUGCCUUCUUAACUGAUACCUUUGAACAGGUGUUGAAAUUUUACCUGUACAUGUUCAGAAAAAAUAUGAACUGUUCAGAAGGAAAGAAGGAAAGGACAGUAAUUUUAAACAGCAGGAACAUAAUCUUUUUACUGAAAUAUAUGAACAAGUUAAAAUUAUUUUACAUAAAUUUGAAUAUUUACAAUUUGCUAUUUUUGAUCAUGUCUCAAUCGCUUCACCUGUUCAGCAUUGACUCGUUGGUAGUUCUAUUGGCCUACUUGAAUGAGUAUUCUUACUACGGGAGUGAGGUUCACAAGAAAAUAAAUAUGUCGAUUUUGAGCAGGAUCUUCGAACUUGUGCGGGUCGACAGGUCCAACCUGUCCAGACUCCACUUCGGCCACUUCAAGCUGCUCGUGCCGCUCCUCGUGAAGCACAGGUACGUCGGCGGGGUUGGCGGGGUUGGCGGGGUUAGCGGCGUUGGCGGUGUCAGACGUGUGGAUGGCGAUGACGACGCCGCGCCCCGCCUGCUGGGCCACUUCGCCAAGGACACUGAGCGCUUGAUUGAAAGCGUGCGGAGUGGCCAAGCCUCCACACGCAGCAAGGACAUCUGCGACGUCCUGUUCUACGACUCCAAAACGAAAGAACAAAAAAAAAACAAAGAAAAUUACAUGGCCUAUUUGGAGAACCAACACAUGCAGCAGAGGAAGAAGGACAUAAAAUUCUUAUACAAUUUUUUGCAAUACUUAAUGCUUGGUAAGUUUGCGCAAGGGGAGGAAACUGUGCAAAGGCUAGUGGAUUUAUUUUUGGACAGUCUUUCCUUAUUCCAAGUGGAGGAUGUGCUCGCCAUUUUUUUCAACUCCGAACAGCUGCAACAUGGAGAGCAGUACAGCUCGUUGGUGACCCGCUGCAAACGCGAGCUACUGCAACAGAAGAGCUUACUGAAGGAUUUCCAAAUAAACCAGGUGCUCUCCUUUAUCAUACUAGGCUAUAGGCGGUCCGUCCUCUUCCGGGACUACCAUCGGUGCCUGUUCUCGAACGCGCGCUACGUCCUGCGGAGGGACCAAUCCAAUAAGGGAACCCCCCCCAGCCUGCACACCCUUCCACGCCUACUGUCGUGCAGAAGCCAAAUGCGCACCCUCCAGCGAAAGCACCUGCUCAGUAGCCAGGCCUUCAGAGACCCCCAGUUCCUCUACGACUUCACACAUGACAUACACAUUUUUGUAAAAUUUAAAAAUAUUCACCUCCUCAAGUUUGUGUACAACAUGUACUUACUCAGUCUCCUCUACUACAAAAACGCUGAUGUCCUUCGCAUCGUAUCAGAAGUGUCAUACGAUUUAAUCGAAACGAAUAUCUUUUCGUUCAUUGACCAGUACGCGUACUACAUGUACGAAGACCUUUACAUCAUCAUUAAGGCAUUCAAGUAUGUGUCCUUUUUUCAAAUAGAGCUAAUUGAACCAUGGAAGAAAUUUUUUUUUCUUCUGAACCAUUUUUCAAAUUCCUUGAACUUGGAGAAUAUUUAUGACAUUUUUUUUUUCGUUCACAUUUGUAACUUGCAAAAAUUGAAGUGCGAAAAUUACGACGUUUUUCGAGUACUGACUGGACGCAUGAAACGAAUUCUGGAGAUCCUGGACAAACACGACCUUCACCAGUUUAGUACUCACCCUCAUACGUACCUGCUGAACAUUUUGAACCUCGUCCGGGAGAAACGCAACGAGCAUGUUAGUUCCUUUGCCCAGGCGUUCUUCUACUCAGUGUAUAGGCGGCUGUGCGGGGACUCGGAGAAGACCCCCAGCGGGAACACCCCCAACGAGAGUACCCCCAGCGGGAACCCCUCCUGUGGGAACCCCUCCUGUGAGAACCCCUCCUGUGAGGCGCGCGAGGCCUACCGACAAGUGAACAGCCGCCCGUACAACUUCCGAGACGCGCGGCUCUUCCUGCAAGCAUUCUUACUCUACCACAACGAAAAGCAGGACCAUCUAAAUUUGAAAAUUCUCCACUUUAUCCUAUUCAAUGUAGAAGAGUUUUUAUGUCAGAUGUGCCAAAAUGUGAACUACUACCACAGUGACUACAUAUAUGGGACCCAAAUGGCAGAAUUUUUAUCAUUGGUACGCCAACUAGUAGAUAAAAAAUUAUACAAUGGACAGAUAAUGCGUAUGCUUGUUCUCAUAACUAAGCACAUGAUACACAUCCAGGGGGUUCACAAUGGCAGUGAUUAUGUCAGCGGGGUGAAUAUUUGGAAAACCUUCUUUGCUCGUUUCCCCCAGGUGACGGAUGCGAACGUGUGGUGCUUCAUUCGGCGGCACGCGCCGCCAACCUUCCGGGCGUAG
Messenger RNA from Plasmodium cynomolgi strain B, 2763 nucleotides. RefSeq lists its product as hypothetical. NCBI's taxonomy places the organism in Eukaryota, Apicomplexa, Aconoidasida, Haemosporida, Plasmodiidae. The transcript has a single exon. Bases 70 to 2763 code for a protein of 897 amino acids. The record is from RefSeq and is a predicted model, not a curated record.